Molecule: messenger RNA, 707 nt
Organism: Anopheles nili
Lineage: Eukaryota; Metazoa; Arthropoda; Insecta; Diptera; Culicidae
Gene: mRpS28
Product: 28S ribosomal protein S28, mitochondrial
Exons: 3
Coding region: 89-646 (185 amino acids)
Cellular component (GO): mitochondrial small ribosomal subunit
Source: RefSeq, a predicted model, not a curated record
AGUGCCUGCGAGGUUACUUCAUCGCCCGCCAGAAUUUGUUGUACAAAAGCCGGCUGUACGGCCAAACCAGGACUGUUUCACACGCACCAUGGCCUUGUUACUGCGGUGGGUCACCCAACGAACAUUGCGUGUGGCUCGUUUGGGGUCAUGUGUCAACUUCAGCUCCGAGGCGCAACCACCAUCGACAACAACCGAGUCAACUCUUGCGGAGGAAGCGGCUGAAGGCAGCCGAAAAGAGGGAGGCUUCGCCAAAGCAUACCGAAAACACGGUGAAUCGCUGCAAGCAGAGCCCUCGAACGAGCCACCGCAAACGUUUGCUGCCUUGUUAAGAAACUCCAAGUUUAUCGAUCUAGGUGAUCCUGAAGGAAAAGUUGUAACGGGGAAAAUAUAUCAUGUCGUGGAGAAUGAUCUGUAUAUUGAUUUCGGGUGGAAAUUCCAUUGCGUUUGCACACGACCCGUCAAAAAUGGAGAGGACUACGUGAGAGGUGCACGAGUACGAUUGCGCGUGAAGGAUCUGGAAUUGUCGACACGGUUUUUGGGAUCGAGUAAGGAUCUCACACUGCUGGAGGCAGACUGCCAGCUGGUGGGUUUGAUAUCCUCGCCGACAACUCGGUCACAACAAUCACGUAACACCGAGAUGCCCUAGUAAGCCAUUCUAGAAUAUUACCGCAUUGAUUAGUACAUAAGGAGUAGACCAAAAAUGCGAC